This is a messenger RNA of Xenia sp. Carnegie-2017, 2691 nucleotides long. RefSeq names its product serine/threonine-protein kinase/endoribonuclease IRE1-like. The transcript has 9 exons. NCBI's taxonomy places the organism in Eukaryota, Metazoa, Cnidaria, Anthozoa, Malacalcyonacea, Xeniidae. The coding region runs from base 8 to 2248 and encodes 746 amino acids. Gene Ontology annotation, molecular function: RNA endonuclease activity; ATP binding; protein serine/threonine kinase activity. The record is from RefSeq and is a predicted model, not a curated record. Gene Ontology annotation, biological process: protein phosphorylation; mRNA processing; endoplasmic reticulum unfolded protein response.
GAUCGACAUGUUGAAUGGGGAACCUGUUGGCUUGGAUGGAAUCAAGGAUGAAACAUUUAAAGACCUUCUGUCGUGGAUGUUAAAACUACAACCAGAAGAAAGACCAUCUGCCAACGAAGCCUUGAAACAUCCAUUUCUUAUGUCGGAUGACGAGAAAUUUCACUUUUUAUGUAAAAAUGGUGACUUACAUUCGAUUAAAACAAAUGAUCCCCAAUCUAGUUUCGUCCAACAAUUUAGUAUUGAAACUUCAAAUUGGAAAAGUCAAAUGGAUAACGAUGUUUAUGAAUAUUUGGUAAAUGGAAGAGAGUAUAAAUCUUCAUGGGCAGAAUGUUUAAGAUUCAUUGGAAAUAUUGAUCAGCAUUGGAACGAUCUACCACGACCUCUACCACAACCAGAACCAUUUUAUAAGAUUGGCGAUUACAAGGCGUAUUUCCUCCGAACAUUUCCGAAUCUCCUUGUUCGGUUACAUGCAGCUGUCAGGUCAAAUGAAGAAUGGAAAGAAAAUCCAGAACUUAAAGAAAUCACAAGUGGUGAUAAUACUAAUGCCGAAGAUGUCGUAAAUUCUCCAGGUGUUGAAGAUACAAAACAAGAACUCACAAGUGGUGAUGAUACUAAUGCUAAAGAUGUCGGAACUUCUCCUUGUGUUGAAAAUACAAAACAAGAAAUCACAAGUGGUGAUGAUGUUAAUGCCGAAGAUGUCGUAAAUUCUCCUGGUGUUCAAAAUACAAAUCAAGAAAUCACAAGUGGUGAUGAUGUUAAUGCCGAAGAUGUCGUAAAUUCUCCUGGUGUUCAAAAUACAAAUCAAGAAAUCACAAGUGGUGAUGAUGCUAAUGCUAAAGAUGUCGGAAGUUCUUCUGGUGUUGAAAAUACAAAACAAGAAUGGCAGCUGCAAGAGUGGGAAUAUCUUGGUCCUUCAGUUCAGCAUGGAAGUCUGUUGUCAAAAUUGUGUUAUCCCAGAGCAGACAUUAAACAUGUGGGCAAUAUACGUGUAAUUUUUUCAGACGAGUUUUGCAUUGGCAAAGGAAGUGAUGUAACCCGUGUUUUUCUUGGACUGGGUAAGGAUGGUUACGGUAAAGCAGUAAAACGAAUACAUCGAGAUAGCUACAUCCAGCUUGCACUGCACGAAAAGAAAAUUUUAAAUGAAUUCAAUGCAAGAAAGUCGAAAUACGUUGUGAAUUAUUACUUCUUUGAGGAAGAUACCGGAUCAGAAUAUGUUUAUUUGAUCUUAGACUUAUGUGAAGAAUCACUGGACAAGUUUGUGAAGAAUUCUACUGUACAUGUUCUUCAAAAAACUCUUCCCCAAAUUCUUAGACAAAUUUUGAAUGGAUUAGCUGAUCUUCAUAGUGGCCCAGAUCCUAUUCUACAUCGGGAUUUGAAGCCUUCCAAUGUUCUGCGAGACUCAAAAAGCAAAUUUCUGAUAGCUGACUUUGGAAUAAGUCGAAUAAUGAAGAAUGACGCGACAACAUAUAAAAGCAAUUCUUCCAUGGGAACUUUGCAUUGGACAGCUCCUGAAUCCUAUUGCGAAGAUGAUGAUUCAGUAAAUAAAGCGCGUUACAAAAGAGAGUCUGAUGUAUAUAAUGCAGGAAUGGUGGCAUAUUAUGUUGCAACAAAAGGGAAACAUCCUUUUGGAACUAAACGGCUUAGACUGGACAACAUGUUGAAUGGAAACCCUGUUGGUUUGGAUGAAAUCAAUGAUGAAACAUUAAAAGAUCUUCUAUCGUGGAUGUUAAAACUACAACCAGAAGAAAGACCAUCUGCCAACGAAGCCUUGACACAUCCAUUUCUUAUGUCAGAUGACGAGAAAUUUCACUUUUUAUGUAAAGUUGGUGACUUACAGUCGAUUAAAACAAAUGAUCCCCAAUCUAGUAUCGUCCAACAAUUGAAUAUUGAAUCUUCAAAUUGGAAAAGUCAAAUGGAUAACGAUGUUUAUGAAUAUUUGGUAAAUGGAAGAGAGUAUAAAUCUUCAUGGACAGAAUGUUUAAGACUCAUUCGAAAUAUUGACCAGCAUUGGAACGAUCCACCACGACCUCUGCCACAACCAGAACCAUUUUAUAAGAUUGGCGAUUACAAGGCGUAUUUUAUUAAAACAUUCCCCAGUCUUCUUGUUCGGUUACAUGCAGCUGUCAGGUCAAAUGAAGACUUGAAAAACAAACCAAAACUUAAGGAACAGUGGAAAUACAUUGAUGAAUCAACGAAACAUAGAGAAUUGCUUUUAAAGUUGAUUGAAUAUGGACGCAAUCCCAGUUGAGGUUAAAGUGGUGGGCAAUGUGCGUGUAAUAUUCUCAGAAGAAUUUUGCAUUGGCGAAGGAAGUGAUGCAACCCGUGUUUAUCUUGGACUGGGUAAGGAUGGUUACGGUAAAGCAGUGAAACGAAUACAUCGAUAUAAAUUUGUCCAGCUUGCACAUCAUAAAAAGAAAAUUUUAAAUAAAUUCAAUGCAAAGAAGUCGAAAUAUGUGGUGAAUUAUUUCUACUUAGAAGAAGAUACUGGAACAGAAUAUGUUUAUUUGAUAUUAGACUUAUGUGAAGAAUCAUUGGAGAGUUUUGUCAAGUCUUCUACUUUGAAUGAUCUUCAAAAAGCUCUUCCUGAUAUUCUUAGACAAAUUUUAAAAGGAUUAGCUGAUCUCCAUAGGUGCCCAAAUCCUAUUCUACAUCGGGAUUUGAGGCCUUCCAAUGUUCUGCGAGACUCAAAAA